AUGAGUUGCUGGCCGAGUUGGCACUGGCGCGUCCCUCAGAAGUACCUACCUGGCAGCUAAUAUAAGAUAAAAGUCUGUAUGAGCGCGAAAUAAACUCUGUUUCUGGGCAGUCUUCAUCUGUAAAACAGUUGAGGCUGAGCUGUGCAGUAAUGCGGAGCUGACUCUGCUGGAGGACCAGAACCCCGGUAAACAGUAAUUAAACAGUAAAACUGUAAACAGUGAAGAUCAGUAAAGAGCAGCUGAGCGGCUAAAGCGAUGUCCAGUCCUGACCCUGAACCCAGAUUAUACUCUUUAUCCAGGCAGCUGUGUGGUAUUUCUGCUCACACACUAUGCAUUGCCUUUACCGGCCUCAUGGCGGCGCUGGCGAAGCCUGGAUCCAGUUUGUUCUCCUGGCAUCCUUUCCUGAUGACCAUUGCGUUCUCCUUCUUUAUGACAGAGGCGAUUCUGCUCUUCUCUCCGCACUCGUCUCCAGUGGGAAAGCUGAAGCAUCAGACUAAAGUUCGUCUGCACUGGAUCCUUCAGAGUCUCAGCAGCUUCUGCGCUGUUGUUGGUCUGAUUACCAUCUUCUACAACAAACACCUCAAUGACAAACCGCACUUUACCAGCUGGCACGGACUGAUCGGAGUUAUAACGGUGUGUGUUGUUGUGCUGCAGUCGGUGGGUGCACUACCUCUGUUGUAUCAUAAACUGGCUAAAGGCUGGUCCCUGGCCAAGUUGAAACGUUACCAUGCUGCUUCUGGACUCCUCACCUACCUCUUGGGAAGCUCCAGCCUGCUGCUGGGCAUCUGCUCCAGCUGGUUCACAGGCAGUGUAAGCGGGUACGCCUGGUACCUCUUCGUUUUUUGCCCUGUGUUAGCCGCCCUGGUGGUUAUGAGUCAGGUCACUAAUGCUUAUGUGGCCAAGAAACGCCUGCAGUACUGAAACCCCGGCUCUGGAGGAAGCAAUUCCAUCAUUCCCCAUCUUAUUUCUGUAGGUUAUUGUAGCUAACAAUGAAUGGAGGACUAUCUACGUGUGUCCAAAUAAUUAAUCUCACACACUCACCUCAAAUUAUAAACAAGGAAUGAAAUAUGGACACAGUUCAAACUUCAAUGUUAAUUGCUGUUGUAUUUAGCUAUCCUAAUGUUCUUUAAUCAGUGUUUAUAGAUCAUACUGUGCCAAUUAAGAGUGUUAAUUUAAGAGAACAUGCUCCUUCUGCCUUUUUAUACGAUUUGUAUGUCUGUAUGUUUCUAUAGAACUAUGUGUUUUACACCAAAUUCUUCAUUAUUGAUGAAUUUGUUUAAAUAUUCAGCAUUUAGUCAUUCAAGAAAGAAUUACAUUUUCAUUCAAUUUAAUUUAAAUAUCUUGAAAUGCAUUUUUAAAUACCUCAGGAAAGCCUCGGGGGCAGUGACUUUAAGGGACAAGGGCCAGUCUGUACUGUGGGGACCCAAAGAGAACUGAAAAUAAUGUGCCUUAAAUGUAAUAUAUUACGCAAAUCGUUGCUGUCCAAUAAAAAAAUCUCUGUUUUGGUUGAUUUUUAGUUUACUCCAUAAUUUGAACACA
Astyanax mexicanus (Mexican tetra) is the source of this 1539-nucleotide messenger RNA. RefSeq names its product transmembrane reductase CYB561D2 (gene cyb561d2). The coding region runs from base 256 to 921 and encodes 221 amino acids. Gene Ontology annotation, cellular component: endoplasmic reticulum. Gene Ontology annotation, molecular function: transmembrane monodehydroascorbate reductase activity. Lineage: Eukaryota; Metazoa; Chordata; Actinopteri; Characiformes; Acestrorhamphidae. The transcript has 4 exons. The record is from RefSeq and is a predicted model, not a curated record.